Messenger RNA from Orcinus orca (killer whale), 9147 nucleotides. RefSeq names its product G3BP stress granule assembly factor 1 (gene G3BP1). The transcript is spliced from 12 exons. Bases 174 to 1571 code for a protein of 465 amino acids. Gene Ontology annotation, cellular component: cytosol; ribonucleoprotein complex. Gene Ontology annotation, molecular function: mRNA binding. The record is from RefSeq and is a predicted model, not a curated record. NCBI's taxonomy places the organism in Eukaryota, Metazoa, Chordata, Mammalia, Artiodactyla, Delphinidae.
GACUGCCCGACCUGGCCGCAACAAGUUAGGCUGAAUCGCCCUUAUAUAGCCCGGCGACGGAACACGCGUGUGUGCGGACGCAGUUGCGUGAGGGGUUUUUUGCGUUUUGCGGUGCUGUGGAGCAGAGCUUGUUCCUCUCCCGCUCAGCCGUGCAGGUUGAAUUGACCAAAGCAAUGGUUAUGGAGAAGCCUAGUCCCCUGCUGGUCGGGCGGGAAUUUGUGAGACAGUAUUACACACUGUUGAACCAGGCCCCAGACAUGCUACACAGAUUUUAUGGAAAGAACUCUUCUUAUGUCCAUGGGGGAUUGGAUUCGAAUGGAAAGCCAGCAGAUGCGGUCUAUGGACAGAAAGAAAUCCAUAGGAAAGUGAUGUCACAAAAUUUCACCAAUUGCCACACUAAGAUCCGUCAUGUCGAUGCUCAUGCCACCCUGAAUGAUGGUGUGGUGGUCCAGGUGAUGGGCUUGCUCUCUAAUAACAACCAGGCUUUGAGGAGAUUCAUGCAGACCUUUGUCCUUGCUCCUGAGGGCUCUGUUGCAAAUAAGUUCUAUGUUCAUAAUGAUAUCUUCAGAUACCAAGAUGAGGUCUUUGGUGGCUUUGUCACUGAGCCUCAGGAAGAAUCUGAAGAAGAAGUAGAGGAACCUGAAGAAAGACAGCAGACACCUGAGGUGGUACCUGAUGAUUCUGGAACUUUCUAUGAUCAAACUGUCAGCAAUGACUUAGAAGAACAUUUAGAAGAACCUGUUGCUGAACCGGAGCCUGAUCCUGAACCAGAGCCAGAGCAAGAACCUGUGUCUGAAGUCCAAGAGGAAAAGUCUGAGCCAGUAUUGGAAGAAACUGCUCCUGAGGAUGCUCAGAAGAGUUCUUCUCCAGCGCCUGCAGACAUAGCCCAGACAGUGCAGGAGGACUUGAGAACAUUUUCUUGGGCAUCUGUGACCAGUAAGAACCUUCCACCCAGUGGAGCUGUUCCAGUUACUGGGAUACCACCUCAUGUUGUUAAAGUACCAGCUUCACAGCCUCGUCCGGAGUCUAAGCCUGAAUCUCAGAUUCCACCGCAGAGGCCUCAGCGGGAUCAAAGGGUGCGAGAACAGCGAAUAAAUGUUCCUCCCCAGAGGGGACCUAGACCAGUCCGUGAGGCUGGUGAGCAAGGUGAUGUUGAACCCCGAAGAAUCGUGAGACACCCUGACAGUCACCAACUCUUUAUCGGCAACCUGCCUCAUGAGGUGGACAAAUCAGAGCUUAAAGAUUUUUUUCAAAAUUAUGGGAAUGUGGUAGAGCUGCGUAUUAACAGCGGUGGGAAAUUACCCAAUUUUGGGUUCGUUGUGUUUGAUGAUUCUGAGCCUGUUCAGAAGGUGCUUAGCAACAGGCCCAUCAUGUUCAGAGGUGAGGUCCGUCUGAAUGUGGAAGAAAAGAAGACUCGAGCCGCCCGGGAAGGAGACCGCCGAGAUAACCGCCUUCGGGGACCUGGAGGCCCUCGAGGUGGGCUGGGUGGUGGGAUGAGAGGCCCACCCCGUGGAGGCAUGGUGCAGAAACCAGGAUUUGGAGUGGGAAGGGGCAUUGCUCCAAGGCAGUGAAUUGCUCUUCACCGAUCUUCAGGCAGCAGUACAAACCCUAGCUCCCACAGAAUGGUGAUUUCUUCAGUCAACCUUUUGGUAUCUUGGAAUCUGAUCCUAGUCUAUGAUAAACUGCUUAAGUUUGUACAAUUCUACUUUUUGUGUUACUGGUGUGUGCUCCUUCCCCUCUCACCCCCACCCCUCCACCUUUUAGUCCUUCACUUCCAGUUUUGUGGAAUGAUAUUUUAGGAAAAGUGGAUUUUUAAAGAAGAAAAAAAAAAGACUGCGUUUCCUUGCUUUAUUUGCAUAUAGACUGGAUUUUUUUUUUUUAACAGUUUCCCCAAAGGAAUGUGUCUUGCUUAUUACUGACAUUUGGUAUGUUUCAUUCAUUGGAAUGUUUCUUACUUAUUUUCUACAUGUUUCAAAAGCCUGUGAGAAUUACAGGAUUUGAUAAACAUUUUGAAGGCAGGAAGAACCCAAAUUGUCUCUUCUUUGAGAGUCAUAACUACCUUCUGGUGUGGAAAAAUUGCCGUUGGAAAAAUUGACAAUUUAGAUUCUCUCUGGUAUGGUUAAAAACUGAAUAAAAGGUGUUAGUAGAGUUUUUCUUUGGAUACGUGGUUGCAGAACAGUUCCAAAACCUGUUUUUACCAUUGAAAUUUAAACUGUGAGAUAGGUUUUAAAUGUCUAGAAUGCAACUGAUAAGCUUUUCUUGAACUGUUAGAUUUUUUUUUUUGAAGUAGAGUUUUUUCAUGUUUAAUUUGUAUUUGUUAAAAAAACCCCAAAAAGACCCAAAAAAAUUUCAAAAAUCUGAAUAACACAAAACCAGAGCAAAACUGUUGUGCCUUCUAUUUAUCUUUGAUUCCAGUCUUGGCAAUUGUUUAAAAGGAAAAUAAUAAUAAAAAAAAUAAACUUAGAUUUGUUCUAUUAGGUUCAGAGUAUGUUGGGAAUUAUAGAAUCCCUCUUUCACCCUGUAUGUCUUGUGUUCAUUUGUUAUGCCUUAUUCUGAAAUUGAGUCUCAAACUGGAAUGCUUUUGAGGUCAGAUGCUUCUGUAGAGGUCCUUUGACCUGAGUAGUUCAGCAUUUGUAUUAAGUUUUAUUUCAGUGUCUCUUCAGAAUCAUAAUCGUGGCCCAUAAGAAAGAAUGUGACUUUAAUAUUGGACUUUGCUGGUGUGCUCGAGUGUGCACUGGUUUUUUUUCUUAAAUCAUAGCCAUAUGGUAAAUUUUCUAUUUUGUUAUGCUUCCCUUUUAUUGGUGGGCAUGCAGUGAGUGUUUCUUGGAAAUGGGUGUUUCUUGGAAAUGGCCAAUUUUUUUUUUUUUUUUUCUUUGUGGUACGCGGGCCUCUCACUGUUGUGGCCUCUCCCGUUGUGGAGCACAGGCUCCGGACGCGCAGGCUCAGCAGCCAUGGCUCACGGGCCCAGCCGCUCCACAGCAUGUGGGAUCUUCCCGGACCGGGGCAUGAACCCGCGUCUCCUGCAUCGGCAGGCGGACUCUCAACCACGGUGCCACCAGGGAAGCCCAGAAAUGGCCAAUUUUUAUUAAAAUGUUUCUGGAAGAAAAUUUAAUCUGGCAAUAUAGACUAAUACUCGUUUUGCAUAGUAUAUUACUGUUGAGUGCUCUUAGGGAGAUGGGUGAAGGUUUUGUUUACACAUUUGUGAAGCAAGCCUUUGCAUGAUAACUUGUCAUUAAUCGAAGGGCAAUGAGCUUGUCAAGUUUAACUUAUUUGUUUUCUUAACAGUAUUCAUCUUUAGGACUAUUGUUUGAGGAUAGAAUAUUAGUAGGAAUAGGAAUGUUUGUUUUGCUGUUACUGGGAAACUCUAGGUUUGCUGAAGGGUGUAGCCUUAAACUAAAAUGAAGUUUGAUGUUAUCAGUUGACCCUCAGUACCUCAAAUAUUUGAAAAUUGGCAACAUUUCUUUCACAUAAAGAAACUUUUAUAACUGAGUCACAUGGCUGUGUUUUGGGUCAGUUUAAAUAACUAAUUGGUAACCACUUCAUUUGGCCCAGGCCAGUGAUAAUUGGAAGAAAUUCAGCUUGUACUUUCGUAGCUUAUAUUAAGCUUGUGGUAGAAAGAAGAAAAUUUAGCCUGAGUUAUUUUUGAGAAAAAAAUUGAGUUGCAGUAAGUGUUUGGUGAUAAAUUAUAGAUAACCUAGAAACCAUUUUUCGUAAGUGAAUACUAAACCGUACAUUUCAAAAAGUUCUUCCUCCUUAGAACAGAGCUUUAAGGGCACUAACUAGGUGCAGUGUUUCUCAACUUGGGGCUGUUACUAUAUCCUAGAGGACAUGCAGAAAUGUGUGGGAGUUUUGGUGGGUUGGGGGUAGAGGGAGAUGCAUACCCUGCAUCUAGGGUUUGCUGGGUGGGGGCCAGUGGUGCCAAGUGCCCUUUGAAAAUGAAGCAACCCCAUUGAGAACACAGGUGGUCCCUACUCCUAUAAUUCAUGGUGGGUGGAAUGGUGGACUAGGGCAACUGCAGUGAAAGUUGUCCUUCCUCUGAAAUAGAGCCUCAGAAAAAUAAACAAAUUAGCAAGUAAAUCUCUCUCAGGAAUUAUAGUAACAACUACUGUAAGUAAUAAUCUCAGCUUUCCUUUAUCUGUACCAAUUGUGUGUUUUUUUUUUAAUUUGGAGAGGUAGUAGCAAUGUACUAGAUGCUGCUUGUAAUUUAUUGCAGGGGAUUACUGCAUAAUUUCAGAAAAGAUUGCUUCAAUAAUUUCAAGUUAUCAUAAUUGGGAUAUUAUGGUGUUUUGAUUAGCAUUGGACUUUAUAAAUAGGAUUUAGCGUCAUGGUUAACACUAUUAAGUAUCCAGCUAUCAUCGAUUACAUUAUUGCUGAUGGAAUAAACAUGUCACCCUAGAUACACAUAUAUUCACAUAUUUCACAGUUACAGAGUGAAAAUAAAAUAGAUUAGGGCAAGAUUUUCUGUAGACAGCAUCAACUCAUCACAUUCAACAUAAUUUUUCAUCUGUAGGAAUGGCCCAACAUGCAGUUCUUUACUGAGUUUAAUUCACCCAUGAAUAUUUUAGCUAGGUAAGACUAGUUUGGUUCAGUGGGUCUCUUAAGAUCUGUUGAAAAUAAAUAGAUCUUGGUUGUACAAAAAUAAUUUUGUUUGCUUUUGUGCUGAGGUUGGGCUUUACUUGUGUCUCCUGUGUUCUCAACUUUUUGAGCUGUUGCUGUGGAGCAGUGAAAUGGAUAAUGCAAAAAUACUUAUUUGGCUUUGGAUGAGUAGGUUACUACCACAGUGUUAGUUGAAUUGCACUUUCGUUUUAGGGUAGACAACUAAAUUUUCACAACUAUAACCCUGUGGGUUAGGUGCGAUUUCUCCCAAAGUAAUAGAUGAAGAAAUGACAUCAGAGGCCUCAAAGUCAUCCAUGUAGCUUAGGAGCAGAUUGGCUUCCAAAACUCUUGCUUUUUCUCUAAAACCAUAAUGCCUACCUAUUUAUAUUUGAAUGACAUUAGGGGCAUAGGGCAUGAAAUAACUACAGUAUAGAGACUUGAGUCUGCAAACAUUCGGAUCAAGGUUAGCAUUACUGUUCUCCAUUUCCUUUAGGGUAAAGUAGAUGCAUAAACAUUGAUUUUGUAGGGCUUUGCAGACUGUAUGGUAACACAGUAAUAUUGAGUUACAAGAUUAUUUUCUCAUCUGGUUUGAUAAUACAUUUGAUACAAUUUAAUCUAGAUAUGGAAGUAAUAUUUUUAUCAGCAUCAUACAGAUGAGUUUAUAACAGUUGUGUUUUGCUUAUAACUGCCAUCCUCUGAUGCUUUUCUUCAUCCCUUUUAUAUUUGAAAACCUUUGUAGAGUUGAAUGAUUUAGUGGAAAACGUGGCACUUUAUAGAAAACAAUUUGUUCGAAUCCAUAUGAAAAUUUCUUUCUAUGAGGUUUAAAUUUGUAGACCAUUGUUCAUGUUGUGGCUUAUUUUAAGUAAAUGAUUGCAUUUGUCAAAUCUACUGAUCUAAAAAUAUCUUUUAUAUUAAAGUUUUAUUUUUGUGCUACUUGAAAGAAUCUCUGCAGGAACUGCAUACAAAUUAGAUAAUUGUUGAAGUUUCAGUUUAGCAAUUUUGAACCUUGUAAAAGAAGCAAGUUCAGCAUUUAUUUGAAAUUGGGGUUCUAGCUAACUGCCUAAUAUAAUAUACCACAGAUGGGCAGUGGACAGUUAGAGGUACUUUCGCAAAUGUUUUAGAAACCUUAAAGAGUGUGUUAGCAGCUUAGCAAUGUCUUAUGUGGGAUGGGGUUGUAGGUUAAAGUUGCUCAUCAAGUAAUGGCCAUAUUGUGCUAGAUAAUUAAACAAGGAUUUGUGGUUUUAAGGUAGUAAUACCUUUUAGAAUUUUACUUUAAUAUCGAGGUUCUGGGGACCAUAGAUAGGCUUGUGAACUCUUGCUAGACUGAAUUAAAGAAGAAAUGGUGGCACGUGUGAGAUAAAACUUUUAUUUUCAUUCUUUUUAGUAGGUAUGUAUCUAACUCAGGAUGAUGCUGAAAUUAGACUGCUUUGCUCAUGCUCUCAUGAAGCAGUCUUUCAUAAUGGCCUGAGUGAGUUGAGUGAGAAGUUGAUUAAAGGUGGCCUACAGCCCUUAACCAGUUUUGCUUAUGAUUAUGCUUAUGUAUUGGCUUAGAAUCAAAGUUGUUUUCCUUUUUUUUUUUAAAUUUAUUUUUGGCUGCGUUGGGUCUUUCUUGCUGCGGGCGGGCUUUCUCUAGUUGCGGCGAGCAGGGGCUGCUCUUCGUUGCGGUGCGCGGACUUCUCAUUGCGGUGGCUUCUCUUGUUGCGGAGCACAGGCUCUAUGCAUGCGGGCUUCAGUAGUUCCGGCGCACGGGAUUCAGCAGUUGUGGCUCGCGGGCUCAAGAGCGCAGGCUCAGUAGUUGUGGCUCACGGGCUUAGUUGCUCCGCGACAUGUGGGAUCUUCCUGGACCAGGGCUCGAACCCCUGUCCCCUGCAUUGGCAGGCAGAUUCUUAACCACUGCGCCACCAGGGAAGCCUCUGUCUUUGAUUGCAUGACUUUUGAAGUCGACCUCUCUUCCAGUUUCCACUUGAACCUGGUAGCUUUUUCUAGUUCCCAGUGAGAGGAAAAUAAAAUAGUAUUAGAAAUCAUUUCUCCUCUUACUUCCAUAAACCGUGUGACCUGAAUAGUUACAGAAAUCCAUAUGUGUUUAUUACUUCGAAAUAUGUCCAGUGUCACAGAUUCCUAAGGGACUCGUAUCCAAUGUGUUUUUGUUUUUUAAAAAAGUAAGCAAUGCUUACCAAAAAUUCACUGUUGAAUUACUUUAGCAGGUAUUUAGUUUUCGGAAACCCAUUUAUGGGAAGUUUGCCUGUAUUAUUGGUUGUAGUUAGAGGGAUGGUUGUAUCAUUUAAUAUGUAUAUAAACAGUUUUAACUACUGCUAUAUUAACCACUUUGGUUACUGAUAAUCUCCCUAAGCUUUGUUGUCACCUGUUUGACUUUGGGUUUGGUUUAAAUUCUUAAAUGUUUUUAUGAGGAGCGUAUGUACCCUGAUUUGGGCCUUUUAAAUGAAGACAUAAGGAUGUAGGAAAGAAGAAGGGACUUCGUUUCUUUAAAGAUUCAGUGUACACUCUAGAUUAUGCAGAACACAUGAUGUUAAAAAUAAAUUCGUAUAGGUAGAUGUUGGUUUUGAAGAAGAGUGGGGUGGGCAUGGAACUUAGCUGAUGGGAUAGGAAUCAUUUACGGUUUAUAUAAAAGAAAAAAAUCAUAAUUUUAAGUGAGAAACAUCAGAAUAGUUCCAUAAAGUUUUUCUUCCCAUACUGAUGGUUACCACAAGAAACAGGAGACUCCUGUAAUUCUUAGAAUAUUAGUGCUGGAAAGGACUAAGGUGAUUUGUAUAACCCCUUAAGUUUUCAAAAGAUAGAUGGCCCAGAUUACUAGUACAGAGUUUCAAGUCAGCUUAAAGCACAUUCGGGAAUUGCCAGUCCUGCCCUAUGUUCGCUCUGUAAGCCAGAGCUGUUAAAGGGUAGGAUGUGGGGAGAAAAGGGAAGGAGCCACAUUUUAUAUGCUUACUCCAUUGCUUCAUUAGCUCCAUUUUCAUACCCAAGUUUUCUGUUUUCUUAGAACUGUUUUAAUGCCCAAUUCUACCAGGGCCUGUUGUCAGUAAGGACAUUAACUGUGUUCCCCUCAGGGAUGGGUUUACUACUAGCUGUCAGAAAGCUAUUGGGUAUCCUAAUGUGUUAAUAGCUGAAACUCAGCUGUAAUUUUCUCCUAAAUCCUUCAGCAUUUUGCAUUCUGUACAUUGUGGUGCUUUUUCCACCUUGUAUUGUUAUAACUGUAAGCUCCUAAGGGGCAGCAAUUUGGUCUUAGGCAUGUACCCUGUUCAGUGCCUGGCAGCACCGUGUUUGAAUCAGGGUCCUAAUCUUCCUUUCCACUGAUUUUCCCUGUACUUCGUGAAAGGAUGCUCCAGCCAUGCUGAACUACUUAACGGUUCCUCUAACAAGCCAGGUAUGGCUGAUUCCGUGGCUUCAAGUGCCUUCACUUCCCUGAAGAUAGACUUGCAUCUGCAUUCUCCUCACCACCCCCAUCUCUCCCAAAUCUCUUACCAUCAAAGCCAUUUUUUUCAAGGCCUAGUUUGAGCUUUUUUUUUUUCUCCCCUAAGAGAAAAGAUGUCUUACGAGAGGGUAGCCCCCUUUUAGGAGUUGAUUUGUGCAGAAUUUGAAGUGAGGAACAAAUUUAUUCUCAUCUACUUUCCUUACACAUUGUCCCUCCUGUUUGAAAUUCUGUCCCAACCUUCACUUUAAAAUGUGCUCCUAGAAUACUUUAUACCUUUCUCUUAGCUAAUAACUUACCCCUUCAACCUAGAAUUAGAACAGACCUACCUUAUGAGACCAUAAUCUCCUGGAGGACAAGGACUUGAGGAUUAAUCUCUUUAUUCCUCCUUCCUCCUGGAGGUACAUGAAAGCAUCCGUAAAUGAUGAUUCACUCAAUUAAUAAAUUAAUGUAUUUCUGUUUUCUUUCUCACAAGGGAGGCAUGCCUAGAGACCAGACUUAAUUCAGUAAAUUAUAGGCCCUGUGCAUUUCAUAGUGGAGGGGAUUGUUGGGAAAUUUUGAGGGGUGGGCAGAGGAGGGAGGAAGUCACUGGUCAUUUUGAAGUACUUCCAUCCCCGGUCUGGGCCCUUAGCUAUUUCUUUCUGAUUGUGCGCAGUAUAUCCUGGGCACUUUGUGUUUAUGCACAAGAAUUGUAUGCGCCAAAUUUCAAUUCCCAAACCUACUCUGUUCUCAGUUUGUCAUCACCCAUGCCAUAAGUCUAAGUCACCUUAGACUUAGGUCUUAGUCACCUUAGACUCAGUCUUAGUCAUCUGCUUCUUGUUUCCUUACUUACUCCAGUGUCCAGCUAAGUCCUGUCAGUUCUACCUCAGCAGUCUUUCACAUCUUCCUCCUCACUUAGAUAAUUUCAGUGGCCUCUCAGCUUCCUUGACCUCUUCUUAUUCCCAGCCUACUUUCUACAUGAUAUUAGAUACAUCUUACUGAAACCUAGCUCUGACCAUGUAUCCCAUGUAUGUGUUCUAUCCUCCCUACUAGACUGUAAGCUCCUUAUGGGCAGGAUCUGUGUCUGAGUCAUCUUUGUAUCUCCCAUAGCACCUAUCAAUAAAUAUAUCUUGAAUGAACAGCGUAAA